AUGGCCAAAACAGCUGCAAUCAGGAAUGCUAUCACUCAAUUCUCUCAGCUGUCUGGUGAAACUUUAUGUGAAGCUUGGGAACGCUACAAGGAGAUGCUUCGAAAGUGUCCACAUCUUCGGAUGCCUGAUUGGAUGGUUAUUAAUUGCUUCUAUAAUGGCUUGGGACCUCAAUCGAGGCCAAUGCUUGAUGCAGCAUUAGGUGGAGCUCUAUGGGCUAAGAACUAUGAUGAGGCUUAUGAGUUGAUCGAGAUGAUGGCUGCGAAUGAAUAUCAAAAUCCUAUUCAGCGUCUUCAUCAGGUGAAGGCAGCAGGUGUUCUAGAUGUUGAUGCUGCUACAGCCUUGACUGCUCAAAUUAAGGCUCUUACUCUGAAGAUGGAUUCUUUAGCUAACUUGGGAGCUCAACCACCAUCUCCUGUUUGCGAGCUUUGUGCGGGUACUCAUGCCACUAAUCAGUGUGCCAUAUCUAGCGAGUCAGCUCAGUUUAUGAGCAAUUUUCAGAGAUUUCAGCAGCCAGCUCCUGCUACUUAUCACCCGAAUAAUCGGAAUCAUCCGAAUUUCAGCUGGAGCAACAAUCAGAACUUCAUGCCACAACCGCAUGAUACCGAGGCCAAUCCAAGAAAGAAAGAGGUGAAGGAACAGGUACAGGAUGUCACCUUGAGGUCCAGAAAGGUUACGAAGGAUAAAGAUUCAUCAACAGAGCAUAACAAGGAAGAGAGUGAUCAACAGGUUGAAACACCCGUGCUCUCAUCUAAGAGAGUGUCAACUGUUUUUGACACUGACAAGAAUGAAAUCAACGAGGAAGUAAGCAAGGAAUCAGCCGAGAAGUCUAGUCCUAAAAUUGAUAUUGGGGUCAAUCAAGUAUAUCCACCUCCCCCUUUCCCGAAGAGACUUCAGAAGCAUAAGCUCGACAAACAGUUCGCUAAGUUUCUAGAGGUUUUCAAGAAAUUACAAAUCAACAUACCUUUUGCGGAGGCUCUAGAACAAAUGCUGAGUUAUGCUAAAUUCAUGAAAGGUAUUCUAUCGCGGAAACUCAAGCUUAAGGAAUUGGAGACUGUAGCUUUGAUCGAGGAGUGUAGUGCGGUGCUGCAGCAGAAAUUGCCCCCGCAGCUGAAGGAUCCGGGAAGUUUCACAAUCCCAUGUACUAUUGGGCAAUUGUCAUUCGACAAGUGUUUAUAUGACUUGGGAGCUAGCAUCAAUCUGAUGUCCUUGUCUAUUUUCAUGCAACUUGGUCUUCCAGAGCUGAAACCUACUAAUAUGUCUUUGCAACUGGCUAAUCGUUCGAUUACAUACCCAAGGGGGAUAGUUGAAGAUGUUUUGGUAAAGGUGGAUAAGCUAAUCUUCCCUGUUGAUUUUGUCAUUCUCGACUUUGAGGAAGAUCAGAAGAUUCCCAUCAUCUUGGGAAGACCAUUCCUCGCGACAGGGCAGACGUUAAUCGAUGUUCAAAAGGGUGAACUCAUAAUGACAGUUCAAGAUCAAAUGGUCAUAUUCAACGUGUUCAAUGCUAUAAAACUCCCAUCGGACGAGGAGGAAUGCUUUAAAGUGGAUGUGCUCGAAGCUGAAGCUCAUUCGGAAAUCGACAACAGGCUGAAAACUGACAUCUUGGAAAGGGUUCUAUCAGGUGACUCUGAAUUCGGAGAUGAGGAGGAAGUAGAACACCUUCAAUUCUUAAAUGCUUCUCCUUGGAAAAGAAGGAUGGAUCCUCCAAUUGAAUCUCUUGGGUUAUCGGAGUUGAAAGAUUCUCAUGAACGGCUGAAACCAUCUAUUGUCGAAGCUCCUAAACUUGAGCUCAAGCAACUUCCCGAACACCUAAGAUAUGCCUUUCUUGGAGAAGCUUCUACGUUACCUGUGAUUAUUUCAUCUAACCUUUCAGGUAUCGAGGAAGAAAAGCUUUUGAGAAUUCUUAGGGAAUUCAAAUCAGCCAUUGGAUGGACUAUCAUAGAUUUCAAGGGAAUCAGCCCUUCUUAUUGUCAACACAAGAUUCUGAUUAAGGAGGGUAACCCACUGUUGAGCAUCAAAGAAGACUCAAUCCAAUCAUGA
This is a messenger RNA of Daucus carota subsp. sativus, 2037 nucleotides long. RefSeq lists its product as uncharacterized. NCBI's taxonomy places the organism in Eukaryota, Viridiplantae, Streptophyta, Magnoliopsida, Apiales, Apiaceae. The record is from RefSeq and is a predicted model, not a curated record. The coding region runs from base 1 to 2037 and encodes 678 amino acids. The transcript has 2 exons.